Messenger RNA from Kogia breviceps (pygmy sperm whale), 1004 nucleotides. It is a transcript of the gene METTL26, whose product is annotated as methyltransferase like 26. The record is from RefSeq and is a predicted model, not a curated record. Lineage: Eukaryota; Metazoa; Chordata; Mammalia; Artiodactyla; Physeteridae.
AGGUGGCCAGGCCACAGCUCCCGACAGGCCCCGCGGCGCCGGGCUACCACUCCCGACGGGCCCCGCGGUACCACAACAACACUCCCGACGAGCCCGGUGGUGCUGGACUAACACAACGGGCCCCGCCGCGCGGGACUAGAAAGAUGCUGGUGGCGGCGGCCGCCGAACGGAACAAGGAACCCAUCCUGCGCGUGCUGCGGCAGUACGUGGACCCGGCCCAGCGCGGCGUCCGCGUGCUCGAGGUGGCCUCGGGCUCUGGCCAGCACACGGCCCACUUUGCGCGGGCCUUUCCCCACGCCGAGUGGCAGCCGUCCGACGUGGACCAGCGCUGCCUGGACAGCCUCCCCCAAAUAGGGUUGCAGAAACGGCUGCACAUGCCACCCCACCCACGGGCUGCCUUCCCGCAGCAUCUUGGCCACCACUCAGGCCCAGGGACUGCCCAACGUGAAGGCCCCGCUGUACCUGGACGUGAGGUGGGAUUGGGAGCAGUGGGGCGGGAUCCUGCCGCAAUCUCUGGACCUGAUACUCUGCAUCAACAUGAGCCACAUCAGCCCCCUGAGCUGCACCGAGGUCUGUGGGAGCGUGGGGGCUCUUCAGAGCAGCAGGACACCUGCUCAAACGCAAGGCGCUCCUCAUCACCUAUGGGCCCUAUGCCAUCAAUGGGAAGAUUUCUCCCCAGAGUAACGUGGACUUUGACCUCACCCUCAGAUGCAGGAACCCAGAGUGGGGGCUGCGGGACACGGCCCUUCUGGAGAACCUGGGCCAGGCCAGGCGGCUGCUCCUGGAGAGGAUGGUGGACAUGCCGGCCAACAACAAGUGCCUAAUUUUCCGGAAAGAGUAAACGCCUUCUCCGCCAUGCCUGUGUCCCUGGGACAAACCCAGAUCACCAGCCCCUGCCAUCCUGCGCCAGACUAUGGGGACUGGCCCUCCCCAGACUGGGGAUUCUUAACCAGUGGCCACAGGGCUGCUAAGAACGUGAGAAUAAAGUGUUUCCUGCUGUCCCA